Messenger RNA from Aureococcus anophagefferens, 435 nucleotides. RefSeq lists its product as hypothetical. The transcript has 2 exons. Gene Ontology annotation, biological process: cellular response to oxidative stress; cell redox homeostasis; hydrogen peroxide catabolic process. Gene Ontology annotation, cellular component: cytoplasm. Gene Ontology annotation, molecular function: thioredoxin peroxidase activity. The record is from RefSeq and is a predicted model, not a curated record. NCBI's taxonomy places the organism in Eukaryota, Pelagophyceae, Pelagomonadales, Pelagomonadaceae. The annotation marks the transcript as partial.
ACGACGGUGACCAACAUCGCCGUCGGCGAUUCGGUGCCCGCCGACACGGUCCUCGUGAAGGAGUUCCCCUUCGACACGAUCGACGUGCCCGCGCGCCUCGCCGGCAAAAAAACGAUCGUCCUGGGCCUCCCCGGGGCCCGCGGUCGCUCGCAGGUUCCCGGGUACAUGAGCAAGGAGGACGAGCUCAAGGCCAAGGGAAUCGACGAGAUCCUCGUCUACUGCGUCAACGACGCGGCGGUCAUGGAGGCCUGGUCCGACAAGAUGAACGUCAAGCCCAAGAGCCUCGUGACCAUGCUCGCGGACCCCGGCUGCAAGUUCACCGAGGCCAUGGGCCUCGCGAUGCCCGCGGACGAGGUGCCGCCCCAGCUCGGCUACGUGCGCUCGAAGCGCUACGCCGCCGUCUUCAACGACGGCACGCUCGAGCAGCUCUACGUG